Messenger RNA from Dufourea novaeangliae, 1651 nucleotides. Its product is annotated as probable palmitoyltransferase ZDHHC16. The record is from RefSeq and is a predicted model, not a curated record. Lineage: Eukaryota; Metazoa; Arthropoda; Insecta; Hymenoptera; Halictidae. The transcript has 6 exons. Gene Ontology annotation, biological process: protein palmitoylation. Gene Ontology annotation, molecular function: palmitoyltransferase activity. Gene Ontology annotation, cellular component: Golgi apparatus. The coding region runs from base 208 to 1317 and encodes 369 amino acids.
UCUAUAUAAAGCUCGAUUAAUGUAAUCGUCAGUAAAAGAGUAUCUUAGAUUAAUGUUCUGUAAAGAAACAAAAGUGUGUGGGUAUAUAAAAGAUCAUGAGAUGAUUGUUAACAUAAAAUUCAAUACAAUAUCGAGCAAUAUAUCACGUAACAAUUAAUUAAUCCAGCUACGAUAAAAAAGUAGUAAGCACACGAUAGUCAGCUUUAUAUGUUAAGAAAAAUGGUUCGGAUAAAAUGGACGUUAACAAAGGCUCCAAACAUCUUUAAACUUAAUGUGAAGCAAAAAUGGUGGCGCCUUCAAAUUAUUAUAAAAUCUUUAUUCUAUAAUGACUUUUUGAACUGGAGUUACAUCUGUGAUAUUCUUUUGGAACCAAUGUUUUGGUUCGUAGAAAAUUUCACUGCCUGCUUAGGACCGGUAUUUGUAGUAAUGGUAAGCCUUUUGACUGCAUGUAUAGUGUACAUUGCAUAUUACAUUGGUCUACCAUAUUGGUGGGAGAAGAGUCCAACAAUGACAGUAAUCCUGCUAUUAGUUGGAAACUGGUUACUAGUCAAUGAUUGUUUUCAUUAUUAUAUGGGAGUAAACAUUCCAGCUGGCUAUCCACCACAAGGUAGCCUGAUUCCAGAGGCUGUAAGCAUUUGUAAAAAGUGCAUUAAACCAAAACCACCUAGAACACACCAUUGCUCGGUAUGCAACAAAUGCAUUCUUAAAAUGGACCAUCACUGUCCAUGGCUGAAUAACUGUGUUGGACAUUACAACCAUAGGCAUUUUUUUCAGUACAUGGCUUUUACAGUGCUGGGAAUUUUAUUUAUUAUGCUGUUUGGAGUUGAAAUAGCAUAUCAAGAAUUCUUUCCUGCACAAGAUCCUGAAUUAGAUGGCCAUCCAGUGCGGAUUAACAAUUCUGAAAUUAUUCCCAUGUUCGAAUCUCUGGACCAUUUAAGCGAAGAAGAAUUAGCGGAAAUAGCCAAACAAGCUGCUGAUACAAACGCUAAAGAAUGGAGGCGACGACUUAUAAUCUUUGCAGCGUUAAUUUGCGUGGCGACUUUCGCGGCACUGGGAGCGUUAAUGUGGUGGCACGCGGGUCUUAUUACCAGAGGGGAAACAAGUAUAGAGGCGAGAAUAAACAGUACGGAAGCACAGAAGUAUACUGAUCUUGGAAAAGUGUAUCAAAAUCCAUAUAAUUUUGGACCUAGACAGAAUUGGAAAAUAUUCUUAGGCAUAGUUGGCAGAAGUUGGUGGCGUGUUUUUUUACCAUCGAAUCAUGGCCCAUACGGGGACGGACUUACAUGGAAAACUAUUCACGAUACAAAGAUUUCGUGAAUAUAAUUUCGACGUUUUAAACGGCGACGAUUGCAUUUAUUUUUAAGUUACUUUCACAGUUUUUAAACAGUUCUAGUCAACCUGCAACUAUUCAGUAGUCCAUACAAUUCACACGAUCCGUAGGUGAAACUAGAUAUAAAAUAUUCCGAAAGAGUUAAUAUCAUUGUAAGAAGAAUAUUCCGUUUUUACGUUUACAAAGUAAUCCAACGAGUGUGUGUAUAUAACGAUUACAUUUCACAAUGGUACAUCUAAGAAAUGUAUGCCAUUACCUUUAAUGUACAUUAUUAAGCAAUACUACCAUUAAAUGUAGUUUAAACUUUUAAUCUUCAACUUG